This is a messenger RNA of Peronospora matthiolae, 936 nucleotides long. Lineage: Eukaryota; Oomycota; Peronosporomycetes; Peronosporales; Peronosporaceae. The record is from the annotation of a GenBank genome assembly.
AUGUCCACCUUAGUGGUUGCUGAGCAUAACCAGUCGCAGGUUUCAAGCGGGACACUGUCUACCGUCACUGCUGCGUCCCAAAUCGGGGGUGACAUUACGCUCUUAGUACUGGGCAGCCAGGCUGGUCCAGCUGCCGAAGCUGCUGCUAAGAUCCCAGGUGUCAAGAACGUGCUUCAUGCUGGUGACCCCAAGUACGACCACUACCUGGCUGAAGAGGUGGCGGAGCUCCUGGUUGCUGCUCAAAAAGCAGAGAACUACUCCCAUAUUCUGGCUCCAAGCUCGAAUGCUUCCAAGAACUAUCUCCCUCGAGCCGGUGCAAAGCUGGACGUGGCUCCAAUCUCGGACAUUCUGGCCGUGAUUGACAAGGACACGUUCAUUCGUCCUACUUAUGCUGGCAACGCCAUUGCUCAGAUCAAGAGCAAGGAUGCCGUGAAGCUCAUGACCGUGCGUCCAACAGGCUUUGAGAAAGCUGCAAGUGAGGGUGGCAAUGCGUCGGUAAGUCCUGCGAUGGAAGCACCAACUGUCGGCAAGACGAGCUUUGUCUCGGAGGAAGUGAACAAGUCGGAACGGCCGGAUCUCGCCUCGGCCCGCGUGAUUGUUUCGGGUGGACGUGGGUUGAAGAACGGCGAGAACUUUGAGAUGCUGUACAAGCUGGCUGAUAAACUAGGUGGUGCAGUAGGAGCGUCCCGUGCUGCGGUCGACGCUGGCUUUGUACCCAACGAGCUACAGGUCGGCCAGACUGGCAAAGUCGUGGCUCCGGAUCUAUACGUGGCUGCUGGUAUCUCGGGUGCCAUUCAGCACUUGGCUGGCAUGAAGGACAGCAAGACCAUUGUGGCGAUCAAUAAGGACGAGGAGGCGCCGAUUUUCCAGGUGGCCGACUACGGACUCGUGGACGAUCUCUUCAAGGCCGUGCCUGAACUCACGGAGAAGAUUUAA